Molecule: messenger RNA, 1383 nt
Organism: Rotaria socialis
Lineage: Eukaryota; Metazoa; Rotifera; Eurotatoria; Philodinida; Philodinidae
Source: the annotation of a GenBank genome assembly
AUGAUGAGUGGAAGCGAUUUAUGUAAAUGGUCGACUAUUGAAGAUGAACAUUAUCCACUUGAACAGGCGAGAUUUUUAGCUAGACGUUUAACAUGUAACGAUAGAAAUGUUGAUGUUUUACUUGAUUGUUUACGACAACGAAGUGGACUUGACAUCAUGAAUUCUGCUAAGCAUGUUUGGUUUCCUGAUGAAUUUGGCGGCCAUCCAUGGCGUCCUACCAUUGAUACAUUCACAGAUGAUGUUAUUCGACCAAUUUUUUCACGUCGACCUAUUGAACUCCGUCGUUUAGGAUUAUUUGCGAAUGUAUCUGUUAUUUUGGGUACAACAAGCGAUGACGGUGCUAUUCAUUUCGCUCAACAACCAAUUAAUUUAGCAGUUAUUGAUAAAGGCUUCUCACUACACGAUCAACACGCCUAUUUAAAUAUGUUUAUUAACCGUCGUGUACAAGAUCGAUAUAGUUUUCAAAGACAAACAUUUGCCUAUGAAUAUGCUGAAACAGACUAUGUUUUACCUCGCGGUGGUGAUAUGUAUCUUGAUGAAGAAGGCAUUGCAACAGUUAUAAAGUACAAAUAUGCUCAUUGGCCUCAACCCGAUAAUAUGACCAUGUUGCGACAACGUUUAGUAGAUCUUCAUUCCGACGAACAUACAACAUCAUGUGUUGCUGAUGCUGCAAGAUUUCAUGCUCGACAUACAUUUAAUUCAACGUAUAUGUAUGUAUUUGCUUAUCAUUCAUUAGCAAGUUAUUAUCCAUAUUGGAUGGGUGCACCGCGUAGUAGUGAACUUGAUUAUCUUUUUGGAAUGCCAUUUAUAAAUGAUUCUCAACGGAUGCCUUGGCAUGGUCUACUACGACGACAAAUAUUUACGUAUGUCGAUGAAGAAAUGUCUAAUUAUACAAUGCAAUUAUUUGUUAAUUUUGCACGAUACGGAGAACCAACACCAGGUGGAUUUCUCCGUGAAUAUACUCCGCCAUCACUAGAGCGUCCGUCUGGUUUAGUUCAUUCUCCGUUGGGCUAUGCGCUUCGUCUUAAUGUAGCAUGGCUACCACAAUUAGUACAAAAUAUGACUUAUUUACUUAUUGAUCGUUAUCCGUCGUUACAAACGAAUUAUCGAUUUGAUGCAGCCGGAUUUUGGUCAGAAUAUUGGCCGACAGCAUUUCAACGUCGAAUAACACCUGUUCCAACAAAAUAUUAUAAACAUGCAGUUUUGAAUCAUCGUGAUACGACAAUUUUAAUGUUAUUUUUUAUUUGCGCGUUUAUCUUAGCUAUUAUUGUAUUGAUUAUUCUUUGUGGUGUCCUAUUUGUACGUGUACGUCACGAAACAAAUGAAAGUGUAAAUAAAACUAACAGUAAUAGAAGACAGACGAAAUUUGAAAAUAAGGAAUAG